This is a messenger RNA of Phytophthora megakarya, 1704 nucleotides long. The record is from the annotation of a GenBank genome assembly. Lineage: Eukaryota; Oomycota; Peronosporomycetes; Peronosporales; Peronosporaceae.
AUGACACCGGAUUUGAUACUGCUACGCCAGCGGGCUCUAGAUCGACUACGUACGUGGACGGAUCACGAGCUGUUGUAUGAUAAGCGAUAUUGGAAUGGGAGUGCUGAUAGCUUAGCAAGUGCUGCUCUGCAACGACAAUGUGGGAUCGAGGUCGAGUCUGAAAAGGAGAUCCAGGAUCUAGUGACCCUGAACCGGUUGGAUGAAAUCCUGGUAGUGAAGAUCGAAGACGAGGUCGCCCAGAUAUCGGCUGUAAUGACCCGAUCUAAAGCUAGAUCUGGCGUGCGCCUUGGGUCUGAUCCAAAUUCACUGCGUGAGGAAGUUCGGAUCCAGCAAGCACAAGAUGAGGACCUGUGGAUCUCAGGACUGAAAAAGUAUUUGGUUGGAGAGAUUCGGGAUCUGACACGAGAGGACGCUAAGAUGUUUGAAUCUAUCGCCAUGAACUAUAAAGUGGACCAGUCGGAUCUACUCUUCUACUGCCCGACAACUAAGGAAUUCGCUGCAGAUCGAGAUAAGCUGAUGCGAUUGGCGGUGCCUGAGACGCUUCAACAAGAUAUUUUGCAUCACUAUCGCACGAGUCUGCAGGGUGGUCAUCAAGGAAUCGGUCGUACUUAUGAUCGGAUCCGCGAUCUUUCCACUGGAGAGGGUUGUAUAAGGCGUACAGCGGCAAAGGACGAGGGUGAGUUACCUGGUAACCUUCAGGCAACAUACCCAUUUCAGAUGAUUGCCAUGGAUCACAUUCCUUCGCUGCAUAGAUCUUUCAAUGGCAACACAGAGCUGUUGAUCUUCGUCGAUCUAUUCUCUGGAUAUGUGAUCACUAAGGCCAGCGCCUCUAGAUCUGCACAAACAAUCGCUGAGACGUACGAGGAAUGCGUUUUCCGCAGAUUUGGCGCGAGCGAGGUGAUCCGGCAUGAUCGAGAGCCAGGUUUCAUGUCCGACUUCUUCAAGUCCUUCAACAAGAUCUUGGGUCGACGCCAACGGGCUACUAUGGCUAAUCAAAUCCAAGCUAAUGGAUCUGCAGACCGUAUGAUCCAGACAACCACCAGAGCUCUUAAGAUGUAUAUCUACUCUGGAAGCGGUGAUCCCGGUGGGGAGCACUCGCAGGCACGAUCGAGAUCCGAAAAGGUGGCGAUAUCGGAUGCAAAAAUAUUAUCAACAGGCUCGAGAACAAGUGAACCAACGUUUACGCGAAGCAAUUACGGAUCGAGCCGACAGGCACAUAAUACUCUGGUACGUCCACAUCCUGUGGAGGCUGGAUCAAGAGUGUGGUUGUACGUGGAGUGGGCGCGUGAAGGAUAUGCUAAGAAACUGGCGCACUUGUGGCAUGGGCCAUUUCGUGUCGCUGAGAAGAUUGGAGAAUACGCAGCGAGGUUGGAGAUUGCAGGAUCCGCGUAUAGCAUCUUCCCGGUGGUACACGUGUCGAAGGUCAAACCAGUCAGGAUCUUUCCUGACCGACCUAUAGCUCGCCUAGAGGAGUCAGAUGCAGAUCGGGUUAACUUCGAUGAAGCUCUCCUACCCGAAGACAGUUGGAUCCAAGACCCAGAUCAAUACGAAGUGGAUCGGAUUUCCGAUAUGAUAACUGGCAAAAGGACGAGAUAUGGACGGAUCUAUCGAGACGUUUUGGUGCAUUGGCGUGAAUAUGAAGAUCCGACUUGGGUAGAUGAAGCAGAUCUCAACUGUGGUGCCUUGCUGUAUGAGUUCCUGUGA